CUUUACACUUGGCUGUCCUCGUGAGUUACCAGGAUGAACAUCGCUCUAUGAAGAUGUCGUGCCAGGUCAUAGUAAAUUAAAUGCAACGGAGUGUGUAUUCUAAGACACGAAAGAAUAAUCAGGAACUAAAUGAGUGGAAGGACUCAAUCCAGUUCGGGAACAUGCGCAGGGCCACACAUUCUGGAUUGAAAAGAGGACGGAAAGGUAUUCAGAGUUUGCGCUUCUUUGCUGGCCGUUCCUUGCCCGGUGGAUCCUCCUCAAUCAAAGCCUUGGCCUUGAGUACCAACCCGAUCUCCUUCUCGUACUCUGGACAAUUGACUGUUCUGAACACAUACGGGCAGGUUAUCCCAAGGACCCGGUGUCCAUCAACCCUGCUUUUCCCCUCGUGAGGCUGCAGGAAGCAGAAUGGCAAUGCCUCGGAAGUAUCAGAUGACCAUUCAAACCGAUCACCAAGGUCACUCAUAGUUUUGAAUCCCAAAACGGGGGUCUGCGCCAGCAUAUCUACAGCAGAUUGGGCGAUGUCCU
Molecule: messenger RNA, 525 nt
Organism: Aspergillus versicolor CBS 583.65
Lineage: Eukaryota; Fungi; Ascomycota; Eurotiomycetes; Eurotiales; Aspergillaceae
Exons: 1
Coding region: 81-389 (102 amino acids)
Source: RefSeq, a predicted model, not a curated record